AUGGCUAUUAGCAGUGGCGACGACAAGCAUCUGAGUGUCGCUGAAGGAGUGACAAGGGCAGAUCAAUUGGUGCAGGCCGAGCCCAAGGCAACUUGGAAAUCCUAUCUAUGGGAUACCCUCGACAAGUCGCCCGAGGAGCGCAAAUUCUUGUUCAAGCUCGACGCUGUUCUCCUGACGUUUGCCUCUCUGGGAUACUUCAUCAAGUACCUUGACCAGAUCAACAUCAACAACGCCUUCGUCUCGGGCAUGAAGGAGGACCUGAACCUCUUCGGCAACGAGCUCAACUACAUGCAGACAUGCUGGACCGUCGGAUAUGUCAUUGGCGAGAUCCCAAGCAACCUCCUUCUGACUCGGAUCCGCCCGUCAAUCUGGAUUCCCGCGUGCGAAGUGACUUGGGCCGUCCUGACCAUCCUUCUGGCCAAGUGCACCAACGUGACGCAGAUCUACGUUCUCCGCUUCUUCAUCGGGCUGGCGGAGAGCGCCUUCUAUCCGGGGAUGCAGUACAUCAUCGGGUCCUGGUACCGCAAGGACGAGCUGGCGAAGAGGUCGUGCAUCUUCCACGCGAGCAGCUCCAUCGGGACCAUGUUCUCGGGCUACCUGAUGGCCGCCGUGUACCACCUCGACGGCCGCAACGGCUUCCGCGGUUGGCAGUGGCUGUUCAUCGUCGACACCGUCAUCUCACUCCCCAUCGCCGUGGCCGGCUUCUUUAUCCUCCCGGACCUGCCCGAGAUCACCCGGGCCUGGUACUUCUCGCCCGAGGAGGUGGCCCUCGCCCGGAGGCGCAUGGAGCUCGAGGGCCGCGCCAACCGCGCGCCGUACACCCGGUCAAAAUUCCGCAACAUCUUCACCAGCUGGCACAUCUACACCCUGACGGCCCUGUACAUCUUCUUCAACAACGGCGCGGGCACCGGUACUCAGCCCGCCUUUCAGCUGUGGCUCAAGUCCAAGGGGUACAGCGUCACGGCGAUCAACACCUUCCCGACCAUCACGGCGGCCAUCUCCGUCAUCUCGACCCUGAUCUACGCCUGGUCCUCGGACUCGGUCUUCCGCGGCGCGAGGUGGCCGCCCAUCAUCUUCGCCGGCUGCGUCAACAUCAUCGCCAACGCCAGCCUCGCCGCCUGGGACAUCCCCGACGCCUGGAAGUGGGCAUCCUUCCUGCUGACGGGCUUCAUCGCGGGGGUCAGCGGGCUCACCUUCGCGUGGGCCCACGAGAUCUGCGCCGGUGACAACGAGGAGCGCGCCCUCGUCACGGCGAGCAUGAACGAGAUGGCCUACGUCGUCCAGGCCUGGCUGCCGCUGCUCAUCUGGCAGCAGGUCGAGGCCCCGGUCUACAGGAAGGGGUACUCGACCAUGGUCGCCCUCACACAUGUCACGUUUGGACCGGGAUCAAGGGUCGCAGUGGUGGGAGCGGGGAUUAGCGGCGUGACUGCCGCCGGCCACCUCCUCAAGCAGGGGCUGUCCGUUACCGUAUUUGAGCGGUCAAGCAUUGCGGGAGGGGUCUGGCAUUUCGACGAGCGAGUCACCGAGGACCCAUCCUACCCGAGUGAGACUCCGUCGGCCGGGGAUUACAAGCUCUCCUCGCCUGGCCAGUAUGCCUACAGGACACCGCCCCCGGAGUCCCCCGGGGAGAGUUCGGACCAGCCGCCAUCAAAGAGCCCAUUGACAGGCGACGCCCUCGAGGUACAUUUCUCGCCGCCCGGGCCCUGUUACGCCGGCCUGACAAACAACGUCCCCACGAGCUUGAUGGUCAGCGCCCUGAGUCCGUGGCCGGAGGGGACCGAGGAGAACACGACGCAGAACAACAUUGAGGGUUAUGUCCAGAUGCUCGCCCGUGACCACUCCGUCAACGACGUUACCCAUUACAACACGCGGGUCGACGAGGUGAGUAAGUCGGAAGACGGGAAGACGUGGACGGUGCGGACCAUCUCGCUCGAGAAGCGGAACGGAGCCUCUCAGCUGGUUGAAAAAUACUGGGAGUUCGACUCGGUGGUCCUUGCCUCUGGGCAUUACAACCUGCCUCGAGUGCCCGAUACGCCAGGGCUGAAGGAGUGGAAGUCGGCCUUCAAGGAAAGGGUGAUCCACUCGAAACAGUACCGCAAGCCGGAAAAUUAUGCCGGGAAGAACCUCUUGGUUAUUGGCGCCGGAGUCUCGUCGCUGGAUAUAUGUCGAGAGUUGGACGGGAUCGCCAACAGGAUCUACCAGAGCGUUCGAGGGGGGUCAUAUGAUCUCCCAGCAACUCUCUUGCCAGCCAACUCGGAGCGCGUGACCGAGGUGGCGAGCUACGUCUUUGACAGCGAGGAUCCGGCGGGGCAGUCGCUGUCCUCCGAGGACCCCAUUCCCGGCACCGUCGUCCUCAAUGAUGGGCGGGUCUUGACCGACAUUCACUACGUGAUACAACUCCACUCGGACUCGACCCCCGCCGCCGAAGCCGGACCAAACCUGCUGGUCACUGCCGAGGGUGACAUGACUCACAAUCUCCACAAGGACAUCUUCUAUAUCGAGGACCCAUCCCUGGCUUUCGUCGGCGUGCCGUACCACAUCGCGACGUUCUCGCUCUUCGACUUCCAGUCCCAGAUCAUCGCGCGGGUGUUCGCGGGGCAGGCGCACCUCCCGCCUCGGGAGGAGAUGCGGGAGGAGUACGAAGGGCGCAUCCGCGAUCGGGGAGUCGGCAGGGGGUUCCACAGCCUUCGCGGCUCCGGGGACGAGAUCGCUUACGUCAAGGGGCUGGUCGAUUGGGUUAACAGGGACCUCGAGGCAGCCGGGGUCGCUCCUAUGAAAGGGCACACGCAGAAGUGGGUGGAGGGGUACUGGGAGAUGAAGGCACGGCUGAAGAAGAUAUGGGAUUUCGACGGCUGAUGAUGGUCCGUCUUGCGGGGGCAGAGCCUGUAACAUGUGUGUGGGUGAAUCCCGCCGGAUAGAGAGAUUAUGACCCCCAAUCAAGGACGAAGAUGUUGGACAUGGAGUGAUUCGGGAGAGCUCCUGUUUACAGGCUCGCUCAGCUAAUAGUAGAGUAGUGUCCUAGGUAGCUUCUACAAGCUCCCCACGUCAAAAUCGCUGCUGACUUGCUGGUCACUCAAAAUUCAGAAUAUCUCGAGACGCAAUCUAAGAAAAAAGUAUCCC
Molecule: messenger RNA, 3120 nt
Organism: Phialemonium atrogriseum
Lineage: Eukaryota; Fungi; Ascomycota; Sordariomycetes; Cephalothecales; Cephalothecaceae
Product: major facilitator superfamily domain-containing protein
Exons: 5
Coding region: 1-2856 (951 amino acids)
Biological process (GO): transmembrane transport
Cellular component (GO): membrane
Molecular function (GO): N,N-dimethylaniline monooxygenase activity; flavin adenine dinucleotide binding; NADP binding
Source: RefSeq, a predicted model, not a curated record